Molecule: messenger RNA, 1053 nt
Organism: Erythranthe guttata (spotted monkey flower)
Lineage: Eukaryota; Viridiplantae; Streptophyta; Magnoliopsida; Lamiales; Phrymaceae
Source: RefSeq, a predicted model, not a curated record
GAUGAAAACGGAAACAAGACCAUUAAUGAUUACAUUCGAGAACGAAAGAUAGCUGCUGGUAGUUACGGAAAAGUGGUUCUCUACCGAAGCCGUUUAGAUGGAACACGUUAUGCUAUAAAGGCCUUUCACAAGUCACAUUUGUUGAAGCAACGAGUUGGACCUUCAGAAACUGCAAUGACUGAUGUUUUUCGUGAGGUUUUAAUUAUGAAAGUGCUGAGUCAUCCUAAUAUAGUCAAUCUUGUCGAAGUUAUUGAUGACCCAACGGCAGAUCACUUAUAUUUGGUACUUGAAUAUGUGGAGGGCAAAUGCGUCUCUGAUGGUGUGGGUCCCGCACUUGGUCUUGGAGAAGACACUGCAAGAAAGUACUUGCGUGAUGUCGUUUCUGGUUUGAUGUAUCUUCACUCUCAUAAUAUAGUGCACGGAGAUAUUAAACCUGAUAAUUUAUUAGUUACCGGUUCUGGCACGGUCAAGAUAUGUGAUUUCAGUGUCAGCCAGGUUUUCGAGGGUGACAAUGAUUUGCUUCGCCGUUCUCCUGGAACUCCUGUAUUUACUGCACCUGAGUGCUGUUCAGGUCCAACCUAUCACGGAAAAGCAGCCGAUACCUGGGCCUUUAUGGUUUUGGGGAAUUACCCGUUUCUUGGAGAGACACUACAAGAUACCUACGAAAAGAUAAUAAAUAAGGAGUUGUUGCUUCCUGAGGAGAUGAAUCCUCUGUUGAAGAACCUACUCGAGGGACUUCUGUGCAAAGAUCCGAGACAAAGAAUGAGUCUGGAGAAUGUUGCAGAGCAUGAUUGGUUGAUUGGAGAACAAGGCUCAAUGUCAAUCCAUCCCUACUUGUGCUGGUGUAAGCGUAACAGCUCGUCUUUGUGAUACACAUAAUCUCACUCGACACUAUUAUCCCAGAAGCUUUUUCGUCUUAAAAUUAUUGAUUUACAGUUUUACAUCUACAACUAUAAACAUAUUGUAGGUUUGUAAAAUCCAUAUUGUAGGUGUGUAAAAUCGGACGGAUUGGAUUAGAAUUAACACUUUCGGAAAAAAAGAGAUCCAAACAAA